AGCAUGUUUUGAAUUCCAAUGCAAACAGUCGAGUGGAUAUUGUAGAGUCUGUAGAGACAGUAGCCAAUAAUAGCUAGGUAAGUAAGAAUCAUGAGAGAGAAAAGCAGCUUGUUCCUGACACUAGUGGUCGCCCACCUAUUGAGAGUGGCCUGCGGUGCUGCACAAGGCACAUCUCCACAGUUCAUUAAACAGCCGGCCAAUCAGACUGCCUACUUAAUGGCAACCCUGGACUGCAGUGCAGCUGGCAGCCCCCAACCAACUAUUAGCUGGUACAAAGACAACCUUGCAGUGCAGCUCAGCACUAGAGUGUCCCAAGAUGGAGGGAAUCUAGUCAUUACUUCACUGCAGACCUCUGAUGCUGGAGCUUAUUAUUGUGUCGCUCAGAACUCACUAGGUCUAGUGCAGAGCCUGACAGGGCAUCUGACACUAGCAGAGGUCACCACUAUUCCCAGUACUUCUUUACAAUCUGUUUCAGUGGUUGAUUUUGACCACAUAUCUCUCCCUUGUUUGAACUUUGACCCUCCUUCGUACCUACAAAUCAGUUGGACCUCCUUCACCCCCGGACAAAUUCCUAACAACAGAGUGGGCGUGUCCCUAGAAACGGGCCGGCUGUGGUUUGCUAACUUUAACAGUUUGAGUGAUUCCAACACACUGUACACGUGCAGUGUGACCAAUAGCAUCACUGGUAGUACACAAGCUAUGGCAGCUCAGUACCUACUCACCAGAUCAGGAUCAGGUGCUUUGUUUCGUGAGGUGUCCAUUGCUGAGGGUCCUGUGGCAGUACAAACUGUGUCAGGUGGUGAGACUGUCAGCCUCGAGUGUCUACCCACUGGAAGACCUGCUCCAGUCAUGACCUGGCUCAAGGAUGGCACUCAGGUAUCAUCGAGUGGGCGUGUCACAAUCAGCGCUAAUGGGUGGAGCAUCACUCUCAUUGAUGUCCGCAGUACAGACAGUGGAGAGUAUACGUGUAGAGCAGUGCAGACCAGCAACACUGGACCCAUCACUGCUACCUCCUCUGGCAGUCUCAUUGUCGUGGACCCCACACAGAUUACAUCCUCCUUCCCAGAGACUGCGGCUAAUUUGACUCAACCUUUGACCCUCAGCUGCUCAGCAGACGGCACACCUCCACUAGAGUGGAUCUGGCGAGUGAAUGGAGAGUCUGUUACAACGACAACAGGGCUAACGGUGACAGAGGGAGUGUUGAGUAUCAGUGGUGUGGGUGAGGGGAAUGGGGGCGUGUACCAGUGUGAGGUGUGCCAGCGUCUGAUUGGUCGCUGUGACAGUGACAACGAACUCAUCGUUCCAGUCAGUGUUGGUCCAGUGUUUACAGUGAUGCCUGAGGCACUGUUGGUGUUUGAGGGGGCGUCUGUGACACUGUCAUGUGAGGCGGAGGGAUUUCCCCCACCCACCUUCUCCUGGUAUCGUUUUGGAUCCGUCACUCCCAUCUCCAUCACUGGUCAGUACAGUGUGUCCCCUCUCCCUGGUGAUGGUUCACUGACUAUCUCCUCUGCUGUUGUGGCGGACACCUCUCUCCUCUCAUGCAGGGCAGCCAACCUCGGGGGACAGCUAGACACUCCGCCCAAGCAACUCACAGUGAUUGGUGUUCCCAUGGUGACAGAGUCCCCUGCUGGCAGCCUCACACCUCCACAAGGCACAGAAGUCCCACUCGAGUGCUCUAUAGUGUCUACCUCAGCGGACUCAGUGGCCUAUCAGUGGUUACUAGAGGACAGUCCUCUCACACAACCAACGAGCACAGGUUCUCUGUCUAUCCCCAACUUCCAGUCGAGUAAUAACGGAGUGUACACGUGUGUGGCUCUGUUGCGUGUCGCUGGUGUGGGUGAUAUCCGGUACACCGUUGGAUCAUCCGUCAUCACUGUGGGGGGUCCCCCCUCCCCCCCCUCCCCUCCACUUAAUCCCCUCCACACAACCCUCACAACUACUUCCUUCGCUGCUGUUUGGGACACGCCCACUUCUGACGGAGGACUACCAUUGCGUAACUACUCUAUCGAAAUUCUCGAUCGUGGAAAUUCUUUCUGCCCCGGUUCCUUUAUUUGGAGCGUUGCUGUUUCCGGCGUUGAUCCCACGGCAACUGUUGCUAUGGUGACAGGCCUAGUGCCGUCGUAUGAUUACCAGUUUCGUGUGAUAGCCUUCAACUACGAGCACCAGAGCGUGUCCUCCAGUGUGGGGAUGGUGCGCACACAACCAUCAGCUCCACUGGCCCCGCCCACUAACCUACGAGCUACUGCCGACAGAGGUGAAGGUACAAUCACAGCAACCUGGGGGCCGCCCACUCCUUGUACAGCAUAUGGAGGCCCUCUAACUACAUAUACGCUAGAGUACAGAGUUCAAUCGGAAGGGAUGUGGUUAAGUAUUAAUGUGGGGGAAGUCACUCAGCACACCCUCUCCGACCUUCGUACUUCGACCUAUGAGCUCCGUGUAGCAGCACACACAUCUGUUGGCCGUGGUGUAUGGUCUGCUGUUACCAUGGUGAUGGUACAAGUUCCCCUCACUCCUCCGACAGGUUUAAGCGGCCAAUCAAUUAACUCCACAUCCGUUAGUCUAUUCUGGGAAGCAUCGCCGGGGGCAACGGGUUAUAUAGUGACAUACAUACAUCCUGACCACACACUGGGACGAGUGGAGAGUGGAGUUGUCACUAGUCUGGUGAUAACCGGGCUGUUCCCGGGAAGUAUGUACAUGUUCAGCCUGACUCGUGUAGUGGUGGGGGGUGAUGAGAGCCCCCCCGCAGUGAUCACCAUUACCCUCCCUCAAGGACUAACAAAUGUGAAGCCCAUCUAUGAGGAGGUGUGGUUUAUAGCGGUGGUGGCAGUGGGGACGGUGUUGGUCAUGUCCUGCCUCAUGAUCACUAUCACCUUCGUGUGUUGCAAGUACUGCUGGAAAUGUGGCUCUGACAAGGGCAAGAUAUACAUAACAAGUCGUCGCAGUGCCUCCAGUCUCAGUGGGGGGUCCAGCGGGUUCAGUGAGUACCAACAUCGCCAGAAGAUCAACGCUCUGAACAAGUCUAUCAAGGUUCAUAGUUCACCGACUCCUAGCAGACGGACUACAGAUUAUGCUGAUAUGAACUCAUUACGACCCGCCCACUCAGUCACCGCCCCCUCACUCACGUACACUGACUCCACCCACAAUGACGGGCACUACCCACCAAGAGCACUAAUGACACCAGAUGGAGCUCAUAUGACAGCUAACGGACUACAAAACAGUUUUAUCGAUGACCCCAAUGACCCCACGCACAUGUACCCGCCGGAUGAACCUGACUAUCCAAUCAGUGAAUUAGGGAGCACCAAUGGAGAGUUUAGAGGUCAAAGGGGAGAGUUCAGAGGUAAUUCAAAAUUUGACCUACAAGAACAACACGUUCGUCAUUUUAGCGGAGGAGUGAGUCAGCAGUUUUUCGAUACCCUCAACCGUGUGCACACGCCCCCUCCACUCUCCUCACAAUCCCCUGAUCGCUACACUCCACAAACGCCCACUCCACAAUCCUACGGCCUAUCACAAGAGACAAACGAUUCGUGGACCCCGGCCGAUCAUUUGAACACUCGAGGUCACAUGACUAACAACCCAGUCAGCAGAUCUAGCUCCAACAGAAGUUCCCACACCUCGGCUGGUGUGCCCACCCCCCAGAAGGUGGAUCUGGGGGGCAGGAAGCGUAACGGCCCCCUCUCCCCUGUACGAGAACAGCUAUUCCAGUCACAAGAGCAUCACAUGAUGAACGGAAUGAGCUUGCAAGAUUUUCCUCCGCGUUCUAAUUCAGCCCACGGUCAUCAGUCUCAUUCCACUGGACAUAUACAACCGCAUAUUGAGGAUCCCCAUUCCAUGCGACCCAGGUCCCAUUCCGCUGCCAACACUCACAAUGUUAGACAGGCCCCGGUUGGCAGGGAACUGGGCACAAUGACUCCUAAUGAAAUACAGAGCAGACAACUACCUCAAAUACCACAUCGACGAUUAGACGAUACACAAUCUUCAAGUUCGAUUGACGAUCCUCAUGCUGUUGAAUACAGUUCCAUACCACCCGUACAUGUGAGUAGGGGACCAGUCAACCAUUACCCCCCGCCCAUGAGUAGUCCCGUUCCCCAUGGCAACCACCUCCCACCCCCUCCUGAGUUCAGACACUCACCUGAAUACACUCAAGAGCCGAUAUCAAAUCAACCUCUAUAUAAUCAACCGUCUAGCCGUCACCAUAGCAACCCUUCACGUAUGAACUAUCCACCAAUUGAGAUUCGAUCUCCUACACAAGUUGAAACGGAGGCACAUCACAUGACCCGCUCUCCACGUCACAUGACCAGCUCCCCACAUCACAUGACCCGCUCCCCCUCCCCCGUAUAUAGUGCACCUGUAGUGAAGCCUAAACCAACAGCUCGGAGGAACCUACAGAAUGGGUUUAACGACAAUGGAACAAUUCCAGCUCAGGGGAAAUUUGAGCGAAUCCCAAUGUCUCAGAUUAAGCCCACACAACAGCAACAACAACAACAACAACAAGCUGCUGCUACACACAUGCCACAAGCUUUGCCCAACCAUCACUUGCUACCACUACAGCAUCCCGUAGAGAACAGUGGGUCUAGUCAUUCUUAUGAUGGAACAGUCUCAUCAGAAAGUUGGCCAUUAGAUGACCUGCAGAGACAGUUUGAGACUGAUAUUCAAGAUUUAGAGGCACUACAGAAUAUGCUGACACCAGCAGCUACUGAUAAUCAUCUAACCUUUGAGGUGUUCCAAGAUCAAGUGCAAGCGGUGGCUAUGAAUGACGGUGGACCUGUGUUCAUGAAUAACCAACAAAUGAGUAGAAACCAAUCUGCCCCUGGUGUUCAGUCUAAGCUAGUAGCUCCUCCCAAACCACCAGUCGCUCCUAAAUCACAGGCCAAGUCUGCCACUGAUCUCCGCAUUAAUCCCCCUCCUCUGAUGAUGGCGGACAAUAGACAGAACUCUAUUGGAAAUAGCUCAUUAGCUCUGAACAAGCAGCGACCUAGUGUGCCUGACCUCAAGCAAAUAGACCCACGCAAACCUAAGAAGCUGCAAGGCAAAGUGCGUGGUACAGUGUGGCAACCAAGAUCAAUGAACAGAGUCAUCGAAAGCUCCAGUGAUUCAGAAUGUGAUUCAGAUUCAGAUUUUAGCAUAGCAGACACCGUAGUGGAGGCUGAUGACAAUACUAGCCUCAAGUCAUCUCAUGUGUAAUGUAUAUUUUUUAAUCGCUUUUUGUACUUCUUUAUCCAUUCUCUGUGUGUGAUAUGGUUUUUUUAACUCACAACAUUGAUUGUAUGUGCAGUGGUGGUGUCUCAAGAUAUAAUUGGAUUCGAAUUUAA
Halichondria panicea is the source of this 5309-nucleotide messenger RNA. RefSeq names its product protein sidekick-2-like. NCBI's taxonomy places the organism in Eukaryota, Metazoa, Porifera, Demospongiae, Suberitida, Halichondriidae. Gene Ontology annotation, molecular function: protein binding. Bases 91 to 5181 code for a protein of 1696 amino acids. The transcript has 16 exons. The record is from RefSeq and is a predicted model, not a curated record.